Molecule: messenger RNA, 1189 nt
Organism: Caenorhabditis angaria
Lineage: Eukaryota; Metazoa; Nematoda; Chromadorea; Rhabditida; Rhabditidae
Source: the annotation of a GenBank genome assembly
AUGAAGCCUAUAAUAUUCCUAGGCCUAGGCCUAGCCCUAUUGCUCAGCCUAAGCCCAGCCCAAGCCCAAUCCGAUCGCUCAUGCGGUGAAAGCACUUUCAACCUCUGGCUCGAUGUUGUUAUCGUCGUAGAUCACUCAAGUUUCAUGGAUUCUAGCAGCCUCAAUCGAAUCGCCGCAACAAUCGCCACAACUUUCGGAAAUGGCACAAGAAUUGGCUCAAAUUACGCGGACCCUAGAUCUACCCGGAUUGCCCUGGUGACUUAUAACAAGUCACCAAUUCUCAAUGCAAAUCUAGACACUUGGACUUCAUAUGACGAUCUGAUUGAGGGAGUGUUUAUGGGUUUGGGAAGUGUGAGUGAGACUCCUGAUUCUUAUCUGGAUCUUGGAUUAUCAACCGCAGAAUUCGCGUUGAGUUCAGGGCGAGCAAAUGGAACCCGCAACAAUUAUAAACAAGUUGUGAUCUUGUUUGCCGCCCAGUACGGAACAUCAGGGCAAGGGAAUCCAGUUGUAAUGGCGGAUCGAUUGAAAUCAGCGGGCGUUCAGAUAAUCACAGUGGCUAUUUAUGAUGAUGGUCCGGAUCCGGUGCUCAAAGAGAAAUUGGACCAGAUUUCAUCGCCCGGAUUUAGUUUUUCUUCAAAUUUGGAUGAUUUAGUUUUGGCACUUCAUAGCAGUUUGUUGAAAAGUGAGUUAGAAAUCAAACUAUAGUCUAGUUCUGUUUCCAGUCAAUUGUUUCUGCCCGGAUCAGUGGACACAAUACACCUCCAACGGAAUCUGUCUCCGUUCCGCGUCACUUCAAUCCACCUGGAUUUCCGCCAAAUACACGUGUCAAAACCUGGUGGCAACCGGAUAUUUGGCCACCGAAUUCUCCCAACAAAAACAUGAUUUCAUUUUCGAAACCAUGAAUAAUCCGACAAUCGAGUCUGGUUAUUAUAUUGGAUUAUCAGUGAAAAAUGGAAUUUGGAAUUGGGAACAACCGCUUAGCAUGAGCAAUGUGCCUUUAAAUACAAGUGGAUGGACAGGUUUUCCUGAUAAUGUGAUACCGAAUAUCACAGCUUCGAAUACUGUGGUGUUGAAUUAUGGAAAUGGGGAUGGUGUUGCUUGGACAGUAAUCAAUGCUUAUAAUGCGCCUAGAUAUUAUGUUUGUGAAUCGUAUACUUGUGAUACUGAUAAUUAUUGUGCUCCUAAUUAA